AGUUGGUAUGACAGUCACUUGUUUGUUUUCUGCUCCUGUUAACUUCAAACGUGUCAAGUUAUGUCUAUGUCAAUAGAGAUGGAAAAUGCAACUUCAGGACCGAUUUUAUCAGUCUCUCACAGUGCCAGACGUUGAGGCCAUAUUUAAAAAUCUUCUCUCGACAACUUCCGUUCUGUGAAAACUUCCUAAACAUGCCUCCUAACAUUUUGUCUAGUAGUUUGCAAAAUGCAUCCUUCAACAUUAUUUUUCAGAUUGGAUGCCGUAUUCUCACCUUCUUGCUAAAUGCUUUUGUCUUACGUCAUGUAAGCCAAGCUGCUGUAGGGGUUAUGAAUGUGCGUCUCCUCUUGUUGGAGUCCACUCUGAUCUUUUUAAGCAGGGAAGCUUUUCGCCGGGCAUGUCUAAGUAAAACCAGUGAACACAAUUGGCCCAAGGUUGUCAACUUAGUGUGGUUUACCGUUCCACUGUGCCAAGUAUUCUGCCUCAUCUUUGGUUACAUCUGGCUAAAUGUACUGUCAGUGCCAAGUACUAGCAUUACAGAACAUUAUACUAUCGGUGUUUGGUCUAUUGCAAUUAGCUGUAUCAUCGAAAUGUGUUGUGAACCUGUCUAUAUUAUGGCAGAAGCAUUUUUAUUUGUUCGGCUUAAGGUUGUGAUGCAAACCAUGUUGGUAUUAGUGCGCACAGUUGCUUUCACGUCAAUAGUUCUUCAUCAGCAAGAUGCUGCGGUUCUUGCAUUUUCUGUAGCUCAAGUUUUGUCCAUAGCAGCCUACACUGUGGGCUACUAUGUUUAUUUUUACUUUUACAUGAAGAACAGGCUCUUGGAGAGGAGUGAAUUGAACAAUCAAACAUCAAAAGGCCGGUCUUCUCAGAGAAAAGACUCCAUCAUUGGAACAGUCUAUGAUUUCCCAUUCAAUUCUCUGAUGGAAUUCCUACCAUCCAAAUGUGAUGAUGAGCCCUCAAUUGAUUACAAAAUGACAAAAUUGACAUGGAGUUUCUUCAAGCAAGGCAUGCUUAAACAAAUAUUAACAGAAGGAGAGCGCUAUGUGAUGACACUCUUCUCUGUUUUAUCCUUUGAAGAACAAGGUGUAUAUGAUGUAGUGAACAAUUUGGGCUCCAUGGCAGCUAGAUUUCUAUUCAGACCGAUAGAAGAUAGUGCAUAUUUUUACUUCUCCCAAAUGAUUCGCAGAGAUCUACCUAUUCCUAAACAAGACCAAAAACAUGUUGCAGAGUGUGUCUUAGUUUUACAACGGCUACUUCGGUGCUUGCUUGCUCUUGGAUUGGUCAUUUUAGUGUUUGGCCAGGCGUACUCUCGUCUCCUUUUACUCUUGUAUGGAGGUUCAGGCCUCAUAUCUGGAACUGGGCCACUUCUCCUGAAAACACAUUGUCUAUCUGUUUUUCUCCUUGCAUUGAAUGGUAUUACUGAGUGUUAUGCACUUGCCACUAUGGAUACAAAGCAACUUGACAGGUACAAUUAUGUCAUGGUGUGGCUUUCCAUUGGGUUCUUGUGCAUUUCUUGGGCUUUCACCAAGCUAUUAGGUGGAGUUGGAUUCAUUCUUGCUAACUGCUGCAAUAUGGCUGCACGUAUAAACCACAGUGUUCAAUACAUUUCGGACCAGUACAAAAACACAGCAUUUAAUCCCCUUCAUGGUGUUAUGCCUCAUCGCAUGUAUUGCACAACAUUAAUAAUUUCAGGCAUCGUAACACAACUCUCUGAAGUAUUUGUUUCUCCUUACUCACUUUUUGGACACUUCAUCAUUGGCGCUGUGUGUUUCUUACUUACAACGAUUGCCUGGGCAUUUGGUGAAAGGGAGCUUGUCCAAUUAGGGUUAGAGAAAUGGAAGCAAAGAACAACGAAAUCAGAUUAAAUUUGACAGGGUAAAUUACCCGGGUGUCAGAUUUUCAAACCGCAUCUGACAUACCAUGUAUUGACCAGCUGGGGUUAUGCUAUGCACACUUUUGAGUUUCUUGAGAUUUUGAAAUAAAAUUCAGGCUAUGCUUUUGUUUUAAGAGGUAGGAUUUUACUAGUUCCAGUGAUAACGCAAAUGUUUAGGCACAAAGACGCUACCGGUUAUUCUUUUGACGCAACAUCGUUUUAUAUUCUUAUUUCUGUUUCAAUUUGACUGUGAAUAGUUUUAAGUGUAUGUAUUUUGAUUAGAGUAAACUUCUUGCUUGACUUCUAGUCAUUCACCCGCGGAUUCAGGGGGUUCGGGUGGAGUGGGGUGGGACAACGUGGGUCACCCCGCAGGUCACUUCUGUACUGUAUCAGCUACUGUAGUCAUAAAUGAUUCGAUCGCAGAAUUAAGUUUUAGAAUAAUGUUGGAUAUUCCAUCAUGGGUUUUAUUUUAAGUUUUGCAUAAGCUUGAUAUGAGCACAAGAUUGUGAUUUCAGAGUAGCAUUAAUAGUAGAUUAGUAAUCUCUGUGGUUGCCUUUUUUGAUACAGCUACAGUGUUUUAUUCUGUGAUUUGAUCUUCCCUUUUUUAACAACAAUAAAAUGAUAGAAAACCAUGA
Thrips palmi is the source of this 2505-nucleotide messenger RNA. RefSeq names its product protein RFT1 homolog. The record is from RefSeq and is a predicted model, not a curated record. The transcript is spliced from 9 exons. Lineage: Eukaryota; Metazoa; Arthropoda; Insecta; Thysanoptera; Thripidae. Gene Ontology annotation, biological process: dolichol-linked oligosaccharide biosynthetic process; glycolipid translocation. Gene Ontology annotation, cellular component: endoplasmic reticulum membrane. The coding region runs from base 192 to 1862 and encodes 556 amino acids.